Molecule: messenger RNA, 6493 nt
Organism: Sceloporus undulatus (fence lizard)
Lineage: Eukaryota; Metazoa; Chordata; Lepidosauria; Squamata; Phrynosomatidae
Gene: MGAT5
Product: alpha-1,6-mannosylglycoprotein 6-beta-N-acetylglucosaminyltransferase
Exons: 17
Coding region: 545-2773 (742 amino acids)
Biological process (GO): protein N-linked glycosylation
Cellular component (GO): Golgi apparatus
Molecular function (GO): alpha-1,6-mannosylglycoprotein 6-beta-N-acetylglucosaminyltransferase activity
Source: RefSeq, a predicted model, not a curated record
GACUUUGGAGACGCUCCCUGCUUGCUCCCUUCUCGGCGGCGGCGGCUGCUGCUGCUGCUAUACGCUCCCCGGCCGGGCGUCUCCUGCGCGAGAGGCUCCUUGCUCAGGGCCAGGGCUCCCUCCCUGUCUCUUCGCUGGGCGAGGAGGGGGCAGCCCCCCAGAAGCAGCCAGAGGAGAGCGGGGAGAGGGAGGGAGGGAGAGUAGUGCCGAGCUUGGCCCUGCGCUCGGGCUGCUGCUGCUGCUGGUGUUGCUGCUUCUUCUCCUCCUCCUCCUCCUCCUCGCUGGGUUGUUCCAGCCCCGGCCUCCCCUCCAGCCUUUGCCCUCGGAGGGAGCAGGAGGAUGGGCAAGGAGGAUGGGGCCACUCGGCGGCGGCGACGCAAGAGAUGCUGCAGCAGGAUGGAAUUGAAAGGAGACAAUACGUUGACUAAGGAGCCAGAGUGAAUAGCUUCUGAAUUGUGAUUGGCACUGGCCUAGACUAUGAAUUGAGGCCCUGGAUUUGGCUGUUAGAGCUUUUCCAAGUGACUCCAGAGCUGGUCAGACAGUCAUGGCAUUCUUUACUCCAUGGAAGCUGUCUUCUCAGAAACUUGGCUUCUUUUUGGUGACUUUUGGCUUUAUUUGGGGAAUGAUGCUCCUGCAUUUUACUAUACAACAGAAGACUCAGCAUGAAAGCAGUUCAGUGCUUCGUGAGCAAAUACUGGACCUCAGUAAGAGAUAUAUAAAAGCAUUGGCAGAAGAGAAUAGGAAUGUAGUGGAUGGACCUUACGUUGGGACUAUGACCGCAUAUGAUUUGAAGAAGACACUUGCUGUCUUAUUGGAUAAUAUCCUGCAACGUAUUGGGAAGCUUGAGUCUAAAGUGGAGAACCUUGUCAUCAAUGGCACAGGUGCAAACUCCACAAAUAGUAGCACCACUGCUACUCCCAGUUCGGGGACAGCUGAAAAGCUCAAUGUUGCAGAUCUUAUUAAUGGAGCCCAGGAACAGUGUGAACUGCCUCCCAUGGAUGGUUUUCCCCACUGCGAGGGCAAAAUUAAAUGGAUGAAAGAUAUGUGGCGAUCCGAUCCUUGUUAUGCAAGUUACGGUGUAGAUGGGUCCACAUGCUCCUUCUUUAUUUACCUCAGUGAGGUUGAAAACUGGUGUCCUCGUUUACCCUGGAGAGCAAAAAAUCCUAAUGAAGAAACUGAUCAAAAGACAAUGGCUGAAAUCAGAACCAAUUUUGAUUUGCUAUAUAAAAUGAUGUCCAGACAUGAAGAAUUCCGAUGGAUGAUGCUGCGAAUACGUAGAAUGGCUGAUACUUGGAUAGAAGCAAUUAAGUCACUUGCUGAAAAACAAAACCUGGAGAAAAGGAAGCGAAAGAAAAUUCUUGUUCAUCUUGGACUGCUCACAAAAGAAUCUGGCUUCAAAAUUGCGGAGAAUGCCUUUAGUGGUGGUCCACUUGGUGAAUUAGUCCAGUGGAGUGAUUUAAUUACUUCUCUCUAUUUACUGGGCCAUGACAUUAGGAUUUCAGCUUCAUUGGCAGAACUGAAGGAGAUUAUGAAGAAGGUUGUUGGUAACAGAUCCGGUUGCCCCACACAAGGGGAUAAAGUUGUAGAACUUAUUUACAUAGAUAUUGUUGGACUCACUCAGUUCAAGAAAACCCUUGGACCGUCCUGGGUUCACUAUCAGUGUAUGUUACGAGUACUAGAUUCAUUUGGGACUGAACCAGAGUUCAACCAUGCUCAUUAUGCCCAAUCUAAAGGCCACAAAACACCUUGGGGGAAAUGGAACCUUAAUCCACAACAGUUCUACACAAUGUUUCCCCACACUCCAGACAACAGUUUCCUCGGUUUUGUCGUGGAACAGUAUCUGAAUUCCAGUGACAUAAAGCACUUCAAUGUCAUUAAAAGGCAGAAUCAAUCUCUUGUUUAUGGCAAGGUUGAUAACUUCUGGAAGGAUAAGAAGUCUUAUUUGGAUGUCAUUCAUACGUACACUGAAGUUCACGGAACUGUCCAUGGAACAAGCGCUAUCUAUAUGCCUAGCUAUGUUAAAAACCACGGUAUCCUUAGUGGCCGGGAUUUACAGUUCUUGCUAAGAGGCACAAAACUCUUUGUUGGCCUUGGUUUUCCAUAUGAGGGUCCUGCUCCUCUGGAGGCGAUUGCAAAUGGAUGUGCAUUUCUGAAUCCAAAGUUUAAUCCCCCCAAAAGCAGCAAAAAUACAGACUUCUUCAAAGGCAAACCAACCCUCCGAGAGCUGACAUCUCAACACCCCUAUGCUGAAGUCUAUAUUGGAAGACCUCAUGUUUGGACUGUAAACAUCAACGAUCUUUCUGAAGUUGAGAAGGCAGUGAGAGCAAUUUUGAGUCAAAAGAUUGAACCAUACUUGCCCUUUGAAUUCACGUGUGAAGGAAUGCUCCAGAGAAUGAAUGUGUUCAUUGAGAAGCAGGAUUUCUGCCAUGGGCAAGUGAUGUGGCCCCCGUUAAGUGCCCUUCAAGUCAAAAUUGCUGGGCCUGGAAAAUCAUGUAAGCAGGUUUGUCAAGAAAAUCAUCUUAUCUGUGAGCCAUCCUUUUUCCAGCACCUGAACAAGGACAAAGAUCUCUUGAAAUACAACAUUGAAUGCCAUACAGUUGAAUCUGCAAAUGAUAUUCUGGUUCCAUCUUUUGAUGAAAGGCGAAAACACUGUGUUUUCCAGGGUGAUUUGUUGUUGUUCAGCUGUGCAGGAUCUCAUACAAACCACAAAAGAAUCUGCCCUUGUAGAGACUACCUUAAAGGACAAGUUGCACUUUGCAAAGACUGUCUAUAGCAGCAAUUCAUGUGACUUUAUGAACGGACAAACAAGCAAGUGGCUUAGAGAGAGCUGCUGUCUGGUUUUUUUGUUUGUUUGUUUGUUUGCACUUUGCCACUGCAGGCUGAAGAGUAGAAAUCUGUACCCAGAAUGGAACAGAUUAAAAAAUCAAAUCUGAAGAUUUUAAGUUUUUUUUCUAAAUCAGCAACUGCCACGAAGCCCAUGGGAAGUCUCAUUAGUUACUUAAAGAGGGGACAAAUGAAGUCCAAUACUUUUUAAGAGGCAAAACAAAAGCUGGAAAUAUAUUGCAUUUCUCUUCCUAACAGCUCAUCGUGGUAGAUGACAUUUUUGAAUAUUAUUUCACCUGUAGAAAAAGCAGGUAUGAAAGAGGCGAUACAGGAAAGAAUCCAAAACAUAUCCUGGGUACAUGGACACUAGCGUUCUCCUGAACUCUGAAUGGCUGGUGCUGUUCCUGGAACUACAAGGUCAUGCAGCUACUGAACAUCUCACCAUUGGCUAUUGGUUUCUCUCUUGCUUGUUGUAUCAUCUACAACUCCAUGCAGUAUUGAGAGAACUGAGAAAGCAGCACCAUGAAUUGGGAGAGCAUAUGGCUGCCAGAUCCUUGGUUGUGGAUUUUGACUGUGGCAUUUGUCAGGGCUUCAGUGGCCUGAGAAACACCCUGUCUAGAAUUAUGAGUGCACUCCCUUCCCGGUUCACCUUAAGGUUUGUUUUUUCAUAAGAUGGUGAUUAGAAAUGUUUUGUGAUCACUGAAAAAUGGUAUGGCUUCCUUUGAGCAAUAUUUUCCUGAAUUUGCUGUAAAGUAGUGAAACAAUGACUGAAAGAUGAAAAUAGAAAUGAGGCUAUUAAUGAUAAAUGAUUGAAGAGUGGUCUGCCUUGAUAUGUUGUAGCAAUUUAAAGAGCUACUGUGGAACACACACAUACAUCAUACACUCUCUUGCUACAAAGGAGGCUUCUUUUCUGCCAUUUUUAUACCUAACAAAAGAAAAAAAAUUGUGGAAGCAGAACAGUUAUGUAUAAUUGCAGUUAAUGCAGAGUGCCGAACUCAAAUUUUGCUUGUAGACAUGUGAUAAGCUCUUCCUUUUUAAAAAAAAAUGUGUACAGUAUCUUUUAUUUAAAAAAUGUUUUUGCUGCACAACUGACACAUCUUUAUAUGCACUACUUGUGGAUGGCAAAAAAAAGGCAUUUGGUAAAAAAAAAAAGAAUGAUUCAUAAUUCUGCAGUAAGGUUGUGAAGCCACUGUAGGUUAGGGAAGCAGGGAAUAACUGGACCAUUUUCAGUAUCACAUCUUUAUAUGCUAUUUUGGCUUUCUUCUCCUUUAAAUAUUUCCUAUUGUUUCUGUUCAUGACACAAUACACACAUUUCUGUUCUUUUGUAAUGUAGUUCUUAUGCUGAGACUACUAGCAUAUCUCUUGACAUGCCAAAGACCAUAAGGGAAAACAUUAUUGUCAAACAAAUCGUCAUGGUAAGGCUUAAAAACAAAGACUAAAUUUAAAAAAUAUAGGCAAGUAUCUGAUUGGUGUCAUUCCACAACCACAGUUAACAUUAUGUUUGCAGACGUUGGCUGAAAUCCAGUGUCUGAAAUCUGCCAGAGUUUUUCCCUUGGGUUUCUCUUUCGUCUUCCCAUGCAAUCCAACAUGACAGCCAGUCGGUGAUGGAGGUGCAGGAGAGUGCGGGUGCUUCCUCUUUCCUGGUUGCAAAACUGUAGCCAGAUAGGGCAUGGGAUCCUGCCCACUUCUCCCCAGUUGGCCAUGAGCUCUGCCCCAAAAUGCAUGGGCUGUAGUUUGAGGGGAGCAGUGUCAUAGCACAGGUAGGUGCUGGGCACCUUCUUCUGCAGUGACCUUAGAAGUAUCCCUGCAAGUGUAACAGGAGAUUAUACCAGCAUACGCUACUAACAGGACACAGACCAGCUUUUUCUAGACUCUGUGCAAGGGGAAAGUUACCCAGUCUCAGAAGCAGUUGUGUGCCAUGGGACCAGGACAAGUGCACUCCCACUUGAUGCAAUUUACAAAUCCAGCUACGCAUGUAGGGCAACUUCCUCUUCCUAACAUUAGGUGGAAUUAAGUUCUUACAAUCCAUGCACAUGUAAUAUUUGUGUGAAAGAAUAACUGUCCUUGUUAUGGAACAUAAUGGCAAACCUAGAUUAAAAUUUGGUUCCUUUUAAUCCCAAUUUAAAUGUUUCCCUUUUCUCCAGAAUUGUUUUUCUAGUAAUGGUGCUAAACAGUCAUAAAAUAAUGAGGAAAAUGGUUCAUGAAAGGAAGAAAAAUGGUUUACCAAGGCUAAAAUGUUUUAUGUGGACCUGAAACUGAGCAGCAGCUGAUCCAAAUGCUAUACUAAGACUCACUCAAUUGGCUUUUGGAAUGAAAAGGCCAACUAACAUCUCAAAUUUCUCCAUUAUUUAACACUUGGAAUCCAAGAUUGUGUGGGUUAAGUAUCAAUUAUUUCAGCUUCUCAAUCAGAUGAAAGCGCAACAAAAACCACCCCAUUUUUUUAAAGGGGGGGAGACCAUUUUAAAUUUUGCCACACUUGGUGACUUGACUUGAAUUAUUUCACCUACGAUCUGUACUGUUGCCAAAUUGAAGAGAUGAAAAACAAAGCACUACCACAGUUAAUGCAGCAGCAAAACCAUUUGAAAAUACCUGCACUGUAAAUAUGUCUUUAUCAAUGUAAGUAAAUUACUUUGCCUUUAGUAAUGCUCCCGUCUAAUACUUCUCCAGAAAAGGCUGUCAAAUGUUAAGGUUAGGUAAGUUUUGUAGGAAAGAUGUAGCAGGAGUGGUUAGGAAUCUGAACAAUUGCUUGAAAAUCUUUCCUUCAGUGCUGCCAUGGCUUUUAUAUUCUGAUGCUAAAGUCUGUGUGUGCAUGUCUGUCUUCAUACCUGGCUCCCUCAUGGAAAAUCUUGUCCCAGAAUAAGCUCAGAGACAAGCAUAGGGGUUUGCUAGUUUGUUGGUGCAAUAUAGGGCUUUCAGCAGAGGAUAGAGCUGCCAAUUGCUAGUGUAGUAGCUUGAUAUUCUUUGGCCAAAAAAUUAUAAAAUAAAAUACUGUAGCUGCUUAGUUGCAAUGUAGCAAACAAUGAGCGACUAUAUGGGAAAAUAAAAUGGAUGAAGUUCUUACUGCAGGAACUUUUGGAAAUAAGGUCAGACCUUUGGUAGACUCAUUAUUUCAUACUUUCCUGUUAAAUUUUGUGUGACAGUAAUACACCACUGUUUGUGGAAGGAAUCUGUUUAAUUUGUAUAUUUGCCUUGCUAUGGUGGAUGCAAUAUUUGUUUACUCUGAAGACAUGGUGGUGGAAGAAAAUCUGAAGCUUCAGUUGGUCAUUGUUGCAGUCAGUACAGGCUUGAGAGACUUGGGACUAUUUUUCCAGAAGGCACUUGAAUUUCAGUGAAAAGCAGAUGAGUCCUGUACCAGUUAGCCAUUUGGCCUAUUAAUAUUAAGACAUUUUGUUUUCAAAGUUUCCAUUAAAGCUAUACAUGUUGGUUGAUACAUUUUAGGGAAUGCCUUCCUUGCUUAACUUGGAUAAUUUCCUUAAAGAUUAAAUGCAGAAAGCAAAUGCUUGAUUAUUUAUUUUCAGUAAAUGUAAGGGUACAAGUAGAACUACAGAUCUUUUUGUCAAAGCAAAUUCCAGUCCCAGAUAUACAUUUGGUAGAUUUUUACUUUAGAUACCAAAUUAUCUAAUGUAACUAAUGGUUUACCAUUAAAUCAAAAAUAAAAUGAUAAAUGUUA